AUGGCAACCGAAUCUGACGAAGAAAUAUUUGAGGCUGUAAGAGAAGUAGAAGAGGCCGCAAAGACGCCGCAGAAGAAAGCAAGAAAAACUAAGCCCACCGCAGAUAAGUCGCAAACUGAAAGCAAAAGAGACAAGCUUAUAGAGCUAUCGAAGGAUGGUAUAAUAGAGAAGUCCGCAAGUUUUAUAAGAAAGUCCAACAAGGAUGUUGUAGAUAGACUAUACCAUGAGUAUGAAAGUCAAAGGAUGUCAUUCGCAAGUGACUUCUUAUCAACACUUAUAAUUUCAAAGUUUGCUUCUAUACUGGGGAGUUUCGGUGCGGUGGAAUCUUCAGAGAAGCUGUCAGAGGAACUACUUAGUGACAACCUUCUAAAGGACAACGUAGCGUAUCUAACCAGAACGCCGGAUAUCCCCAAACAUUCCGUUUAUAGGUCUCAUAUCAGGUGGUUGCACAACAGCCAAGCAUGUAGUUGCCCAUAA
Paramuricea clavata is the source of this 477-nucleotide messenger RNA. The record is from the annotation of a GenBank genome assembly. NCBI's taxonomy places the organism in Eukaryota, Metazoa, Cnidaria, Anthozoa, Malacalcyonacea, Plexauridae.